UUCGAUGUGAAAUCUAUGUUGCGAGUUGUUUACGGUAAAACAGCUACCUGCUACUCGUGUCAGAAAAUAACCUAUCUUAUUGUUGACAAUUAUUUGUCAACAAGAUGAUACGAAUUAAACGAAAUACAGUUCUAUGAAUAGUUGAAAGCAUAUAAAAAUAUUUUAUUUUUAAACGUAGUGUUGCUGGGAUUAUAAGAAUAUUAUUUCUUGUGCGGAAUUAAUUUUGUGACAAGUAAUUGACAGAUGACAGAUAACCAAGUCAGUAAUUAAAAUUUGUACUUCCUACUUGCUAAUGCUGUACAUAAAUGUGAAUUUAUGUUUUUUGAUAAAGACUAAAUCAAUUAUUAUCACUAAGAGUGAUAUCUGUAUUUCAAGAUAUGUGUUGCAAUAAAGUUUAUUGAAUUUAUUCUAUAUUAUAUUUCUAAUUUCUAUAUUCACAAAUAAUAAUAAGAAAAAAAAAGAAAAAAAAUGCUGAACAGAGUUAAAUCAGUAUUAAUGAAUGCUAUGGGUGGGAGUGAACUUGGCCUACAAUACCCUACUGACUCUGAUAAUGAAACAGUAACAGAUUAUCUUAAUUCAAACAUUGCUGCAGAAGUAGAAAAUAAACCGUAUAGUAGACCUAGUUUUCUAGGAUUAACUAUAGAAGAAACUCAAGUAAGUGCUGAUCACAGGGUAAGACCAAUUAUAGUUCCAAGAGAUUUAAGUCGGUUACCAUGGUGUGCUGGUUAUGCAGAAUGUAUAAAUGCUGGAAAAAGUACAUGGAAUGAAGAUCAAACUUCUGCAACUAGAGGAGACCUCAAAUUAUCGGAUGUUAAUGUUACAUUGCCUUAUGUCAUAUUUUCUAUGUUUGAUGGACACGCUGGUUAUCAAGGAAGAUUAAUGGCAAUACCUGGCAAUAUGUUGCUAAAUGAAGAUGAAGAUGAGCUGAUAAAAGGAAGAGAUUUAGUAAUUGGUGCUAUUGAAUUAGCAUAUAGACAAAUGGAUCAAAUGGUAGAAACACAAGCUCAAGGAGGGGGAGGUGGUUGCACAGCAAUUACCAUUCUAUUUCUCAAUGGUAGAUUAUAUGCUGCAGGUGCUGGUGAUUCCAGAGCUGUAUUAGUUUUGGGAGAGAGUCAGCGUGCAUUAACAAGAGACCAUACUCCUGAUUCAGAAUCAAAUCGUGUCAGAGCAUUAGGAUUUUUAAGAAGUACUGAGUUAUUGAAAGGUCAUUUCACACCACUAGAAUUUAGAAAACGACCUUUGCAAAAAGAAUUAGGGUCAUUGGUUUUGUAUAGAGAACCUUACAUGACUGGUUGGGCAUAUAAAGUAUUAACACUGUCCGAUUUAAAACUACCUCUCAUAUCUGGACAUGGCAAAAGGAGUCGCGUAAUGGGUACUAUAGGAGUAACACGUGGUUUUGGAGAUCAUGGCUUAAAAGCAGCUAGUACAGGAGUACAUAUAAAACCAUUUCUAUCAUCGCAACCCGAAGUGCAAUCUAUAAAUUUAGAUAGUUGUAAUCUCACAGAACGUGAUUGCAUUAUUGUAGCCACAGAUGGACUUUGGGAUGUUGUGUCAGAUAAAGCAGCAGCGAAUAUACUUAGAAAGACACUAGCUCCUGAUAAUCCGUCAUUAGAAUACAGACUGACAAUGGGCGCUCAAGAAUUGGUACAAGCAGCACGUGGUAGAUUAGUUGGACGAGCUUGGGUUGGUAAAUCAGAAAAUCUUGAAGAAACGGAUGAAAAAUUUUCACCUAUGGCAUCGGUUGACGAUAUCAGUGUCUUAGUGGUACCAUUAUAUCCUUACUUGUGCGAACAUAAACAAUGGUUGAAAACAACACAACAAGAAAGAAGAUAUUCCAUGGAUUCGUUACACAUAUCAGUUAAUAAUUCUCUAGUUACGGAUCCUUCGAUAAACACAGACGGACAAACGUUUCCUAAUUGUGCUGGCAAUUGUUUACGCUACCUCGCAGCACCUUCCGGUCUUCCUGCGUUCAUGGCUAUUCCGUGUUUGUCUCUCCGCUUCUUGCUCGUCUCUGUCAUGUCUUCCGGAAGAGUGGACGACGAAAAUUUCGUAGGAGGAUCAACGACGGCGGAUCUUAAUUAA
Molecule: messenger RNA, 2082 nt
Organism: Heterotrigona itama
Lineage: Eukaryota; Metazoa; Arthropoda; Insecta; Hymenoptera; Apidae
Source: the annotation of a GenBank genome assembly